Molecule: messenger RNA, 2619 nt
Organism: Paramecium tetraurelia
Lineage: Eukaryota; Ciliophora; Oligohymenophorea; Peniculida; Parameciidae
Exons: 6
Biological process (GO): negative regulation of transcription by RNA polymerase II
Cellular component (GO): histone deacetylase complex; chromatin
Molecular function (GO): transcription corepressor activity
Source: RefSeq, a predicted model, not a curated record
AUGAGUGAGGAUAUAUUAAGUAAAAGCAAUAUGGGUGAAUAUGGAGAAGACAUUGAUCAACAACUCUAUGAAAGAUGUGAGCAAUUUUGCUAAAAAUUGAGACGAACAAAUUAAUAACUUUAUAAACAAUUUUCGAAUAUUGUCAAUUAAAAUACGAAAGCAGCUAAAGAGUAAUUGGGACAAAUGUUGAGUGAGGAACCCGAAUUAUUAAAGGAAGUAAAUGCCCUAUUGGAAGAUGAUGUCAAAUUCAAGACUCAGAAAGAGAAACUGACUGAGUUUAUCAACAAUGAGACUAGCAAACCCAAAGCAUUGGAGACAAUUUUGAAAUAAAUAUAAAAUGGACAUCUAGAUGGACAUCAAAACAAAGACCAUAUCUUGGAAUUAUUUAGCAAUGAACCUCAAUUACAAUAACAGUUCUUGUAGAGUUUCAAAAAGAAGCAUGACCAAAUUCCCCCAAAAAAAAAAAUUGAAGAAAAUAGAAAUUAUUUUUAAAAACUACUGGAUAAAAAUGGAGUUGUCGAUAUGAAUGAAUUACUUUUUUGGGAUAAAUUUAGAAUGAGAGUUGUCUAACAAUUCCCCAAUGAACAUUAGCAAUUUAUGAACGAAUUCAUGAAGAUUAUACAUCUAUAUUCCGAAUGCAUCAUCACCUAGAUGGAAGUGAUGGAAUUAAUCAAUCAACAACAAUGGUUAGAAACAGAAUACAUAGACGAAAUUAGAUCCAUGUUGUCUACAAGGGUCAUUGCUCGAAGAAUACAAACUCCACUUUUUAAACCUCUAAAAGAUACUGAUUUUGCUUAGGUUGACAGGGUCACCAGAUCCUAUGUUCGAAUGCCUAUUGGCUAUGCAAAAGCUAACAACAAUUCAGAAAUCCUCAAUCAUUCUUGGGUGUCAGUGCCAUUUGGUUCUGAAGAUCAAUCAUUCUUAAUUAUGAGAAAAAACACUUUUGAAGAACAACUAUUUAAAAGUGAGGAUGAAAGAUUCGAAUUUGAUGUCAAUAUUUAAUAAAUAAAAAGAACCAUAAAUUUAUUAUAAGAGAUAAUCGAUGGUAAUAAAGAGGAUCCAAUAUUGAUUGCUAAAGUAAUUGACAUGAGAAUUUUGCAACAAUUAUAUAGAAAUUAAACUCAAGAUUAAAAUGAAGUCCUUUAGAUAUUUUAAACCAAACCUGCUGAAAGUGCUAAAAUCCUCAUUAAGAGAGUCAAAUAAAAAUUAAAUGAACUCAUUUCAGCAAGAAAUAACAAGGCUAAAUAAAUUUGGGAAAAUGUCUCCCUGAAUAACUUUCAUCGUUCCCUUGAUCAUAGAUCCUUUUAUUUCAAAAAGAAUGACAAAUUGGUCAUAAAUGGAUAAAGAUUUGCCAGGGAAAUCGAGGAGUAUGCCAAAAACAUCUUAAUUAAACAUCUUGGAACAAAGGAGCAUGUUUUUGUUAAAAGAAAGCAAGAUCAAAUAUAAUACACUUUCGAAAACUCCUUUCUGAAUUCCCUUGCGUAGAUGACUAAUAUAAGACCUAUUUUACCUAAAUAGAUGCCCUUAGUACCGGCUACUAGAGACAAUAUCAGAUUUUUCCCAUUGAUUUCGCUAUGGAUGGGAAAUGAAUAAAUUUUAUAGGAAUGUGGUCAAUUUGUUAUUCAUUAUCUCCAAAUUAUGGGAGGUAACAAUUCUCUGGAUAAAAGAAACGGAACAUUUUUUAUGAUAAAAUUGAUCAACCAUUUCUUUUAAGUUUCCAUGAAACCAAUGCAAAUAUCCCAAUUGACAUUAAUAGAUACUAAAUUGAAAAAUGAAAUUUAAGAAUUAGAAAUUUAUGACAUUCAUUACAAUCCAGAAGAUGCCUCCACCUCUAUUCCAGAAAUAGAAAAUGAAUCCCCAGGUGUAUUCCUGAACCUACAACCAAAAGUUAAGUCAACCACAUAUGUGACACAAAACCUGUAUAUCCUAUUGAGAUUUUUGCAUACGAUAUAUCAAAGACUAGAGAUGGCUUAUGUCAUAAGUCAGCAAAACAAGUUAGGACAAGAUAAGAGAUAUAACUUAUUCAAAUCUGCUCUAUUUCUUUCAUUAAAGGCCAAAGAUUUUAAAUAUGAGGAUCAUUUACGAAGUUUGUUCGGAAAGCAUGGGUUCAUAUUUUCAACUUUGGAGAAGGUGUUUCAUGAUGCUGCAAAACAGUUGGCUAUUUGCGCUUCUGAUGUUGUGACUAUGUCAUUUUUUGAGAAAUCAGUUUCAGUGGAGGGAGACCUGGAUAAAUACUUUUAAGUUGUUUCCAGCAUUGUAAAUGGGGAAGGAAUUAAGGUUUGUGAUUUAGAAGCUUAGGUUUUGUGUAAGUUCUCGUAACUUCAAGAGGAGGAACAAUUAUUGAAAUUGCAUUAGGCAUUUUCUCAUCAUAAACCAGAAAAGAGGCCUAUCUAUAGAAUUGCUUGUUGGCAUAGGGCUUGUUUUAUUUCAAUAUUACCAGCAUAUGGAGGAUGCAAUCAAGAGACAUGUAAAUCUUGUAAAUAACCUUUCUUAAUGAGGAAUAUGAAAAGAGGAGAAAGACGUAUGAUGAUUACAAACAGUGUUGAAUGGAGUGUCGAUGAGUGUAGCCAUUUCAAACCAAUCAUUAAUUAAGGAGAAGACUAUUUAAAAUGUGUAUGA